AUGGAUAUCCGUAUUAUCAACAGAAGAUAUACGGAGUCUGCUCGCCACAAACAUUCGUACUUCUGGGAUUCGCAGCAGCUCAGACCAUCAGAUUUUGACAACUUUCGUCCUGCAAUCAACUUGAACACCAUAAUCACCCUUUUGAAACCUCCCGAAGAAGAGAAUUCAGGCGAAUGCGAAGGAGAUUAUGCCGUACGUGAUAAAGCGCUUAAAGUUGAUGAAGGCGUACGAGGAGCUGAUGUCGGAGUCGAACAACACGUGGGGAACAAGCGGCGGCGCUCUGCCUCUGCAUCACCUGUGAAGAGAAAGAGACGAAGGGUUUCUGAGGGUGAUGAUGAAUUGGAUGCUGACGAUCAGUCGGAAAUGUCCUUGGAAGGAUGCAAUGACGACUGGCGAGACCCGGUUCACAAGCAGGUGUACCCUUGCAUAUGGGAAGAACGUCGUUAUGAGGAACCAACAGUUGAUCCCGAAAGCCAGUUUCUACCGGUCUUCAAAUACUCUCUCGAAAUGCAUUACACGAAAUCAGCUCGAGGCGGUGAUGAAAACUCUUACGUGCCUGACCAAGAAGCAAAGAAACUUGGGUGGCUUAAGGAGGAACAUGAUCUCUUAUCUCUGUUUAGCGCACUAUGCCCUGACCGUUCUCAACCUCAAACAUUUGACCUUGCCAGGUUCAGGGUUCAGAACUACAAAAGUCGCUUGUUAGCUCUUUCGGGCGAGCCAGACUGUCCCAUAAACCGCUAUCCUGAGGAAAUCGAGGAGAAAAGUGAGCGGUGGUUCUUCCUCCUUCCUCAAGUUGCAUGGCCGAAUGCACCCGAAGAGGAAGAGGAUGCCACGCCACAGCAUGAUGAUCUUCUGAAGGCACUUUUCAUCUUUCAGUCGUUAGGUCGUGCAAAAAUCGACACAACCGUUCAGGUGAUCACCCUUCCUGAGGGUGGCUACGACCCUGUAGAGGAGUUGCCUUUUCGGCUGUGCGCACAUUUCAACGUAUCCAUCAUCGUGCCCAGAUUGUAUGAACCAUUUGACAUCAAGAAGAUUUCCCAGAAUCGCGUUUCCGAACUCGAAGGAUUACAGAGACGCUUGAUUUCUCUGUUUACCCUAACUUCAUCGGCAGACCAGCAGCUAUCCGGCAGUGAACAUGAUACAAGAGGGGACGCAAGUAUUCCAUUCUUCUACGGCAUUCUUCGCCCAGCACCCGCUCUUUCGCAAGGCGUGACAUAUGAGUCCCUUCAGCCUGAAGGCUUGUUGCCAGUGCUCUUACCCUUCCAACGGCGUAGUGUCCAGUGGAUGCUCCUACGCGAAGGGAAGACAGUAACUCAAGAAGGCGGUGUAAUUCCCUACACUUCUCCCCAGUCCCGGUUCUUCAUGCCUCCAUUUUGGGAGAAAAUUUAUCUCGGGGGCCGGGAGCACUUCUUCAAUACGCUCGUCGGCGUCGUAAGCUCUUCUCCUGUAGAAGACAACGUUGCACUAGGGGGCAUACUUGCAGAAGAGCCAGGGCUCGGGAAGACAAUUGAAUGUAUUUCCCUCAUUUUAUUGAACCCAGCACCCGAUCGCAAUCCUACCAACAAACGGUGGGAUGCCGAAGCUAAGCUGGAAGUGAAGGAGAUCAAGACUACUCUCAUCGUCACUCCCCCUGCGCUCGCACCUCAAUGGGCAGACGAGCUUGCUGUUCAUGCCCCAGGGCUCAAGGUGCUCAUCUACGAUGGUUGGUCCAAAGUCGGUGUGCCCAUCACCCUGGGUGAUGUUGAAGACGAACGAGAACGACGGUGCAGUGCCCAGAAGCAUAAAACUGGAAAAGACGGGUCAGUUCAAAAAAUCAAGAAAGGGAAAGCAAAGGCAAAGGCAAUUCACGACAAGGAUGACGACAUACUUGAUUGGUGCUCCUAUGUGAACACAUUUGAUGUUUGCAUCACGACAUACAACGUACUCCGUCAAGACUUGACUGUUGCCCGCGCACCACCCAAACGUUCUCAUCGUGCACAGGUGGAGUACUCAAACCUUGACCGUCCUAGAAGUCCACUUGUCAUGUGCGAAUGGUAUAGAGUGAUUAUGGAUGAAGUACAAAUGAUGGGGACCGGCAAAUCCGAAGAGAUGGUGUCUUUGGUCCCUCGAUUAUCUUCGUUUGCGGUAUCUGGUACACCAGCCCGUACUCAGGUUUCUGAUCUCAUUCGUGUUUUAAGGUUCUUGCGUGUCGACAAUGUUGUCGGUCCAGCUCGCAUUUGGAAUCGUUUGAUGAAGCACACAUUCAAAAAACAAUUUGCUGACCUAUUUCAACGAUAUGCUAUCCGAACACUCAAGUCCGCAGUCAAGGACGAAUUGACCAUCCCGCAGCAGCGGAGAUAUCUCGUUAGUAUCGAGCUGGGAAGAGUUGAACGUCACGUUUAUGAUCACCAUCUCGAGGCAGCAUUAGUUGAAAUUGGUUUGGACACGCGCGGAGUUGCUGCUUCUGAAGGAUGGCAGAUUGACGCUACUCUGCUGCGAAAUGUGUUGAGAAAGCUUCGUGGUAUCUGUACUCAUCCUCAAGUCGGACAGUUGCAACGGCCAGGUGAUAAGCCAGGUGCCCUCAAGAGCAUCGGCGACGUUCUCGAGGCAUGUGUUUUUCCUCUUUUCUUAAUCCGUUGGGCUCAUAGAUGUCAGGCUAUGAGAGACCAGAACUGGCGUAAUUUCAUGGAUGAUCGUAAGGCGAAGGUUCAAGCCCUUGUUCGCUUUGCCCAGCUCCAACAACACAACGAGCAGAACCUUGAUCGAUACCAACGUGCUUUGGAUUACCUCUUAACGGCAGAGCAAGAAGCAAAUGGAAUAAUCGACGACAUUAAAACCACCAUAGCAGAACACCAAGUCAAAGGAGAGGCGCUGAAAAACGAAGCGCGAACUCUCCGAGAAUCUCGUCAGAAAGACCUCCCAGACCUUUCAAAGACCAACAAGGGCAAAGGAAAACGAGCAAUGUCACCUCUCACCGAUGUAGAUGAGGACAUGGAUGACGUUGAAGAUGUUGAAGACCGAGGUCUUCCCAAGACCCCCGCGGGCGAAGAGCACAGUAUCAAGCGGCGGGCCCUGCAGCAGCGCUUACGAGAGUGUCUGAUGGUCUUGCACCGUGUCAAAUUUUUACAGGGAGAUGUGUAUCAUGUUCUAGGUGCAUCGCAGUCAGAUAAGGAAGAUGCCGCGUAUGCUGCGGCUGAGACGCUGCGAAAAAAUUUACUGAAAUCGACGGAGGAGAGUACCAACAAAGCGAUGAACCCCCUGCGUGCCGACGCUACUGGACGAGGCGUUACCGAGGAGUCCUUACAAAUCCCACUUCCUCUUCUUGAUAAAGGCGGAAUCAAAUCGACGCUUCUCUUUGACGAAGCCAAUGACAUCAUAGAGCUCGCAUUGAAUGAACAGACUGCUCUUCUGUGGGAGUGGCGCACUCGCAUCUAUGCGUUGUUGACUCAGAAGUUGGCUGCAAAUAAUGACCAAGCCGAUGGGGAGGAGUAUUCUCGUGCAUUGGAUACUCAGGGUGAGGCCGAAAUAUAUAUGCAGGCAUAUGCCGCACUUCUUGCGGAUCGUAGAGAGGCAAUUUCUUCCGAACGAACGCUCCUUGCUGCGCAUGAUGCACGGGAGCACAAAGUCCGACGAACCAAAGCAGCCGCGAGAGCAGCUGCUCAGGCAAUGUCGGAGGAUUUCGAGAUCCCUGAGAAUGUCGAAGUUCAACCUCAACAUGAAGUCCUGCACAGAGACCUCACAGAGCAGCGUAAAGAUCUCCAUGACCAGUUCUCUGGGAGAGCACUCCGAUCUAUCAUGGUCGAUCUGAGUGCUGUGGCCGCUCGCAUCGCAUCUGAGAAGGACCCUGAGAAGGUCAUCGCCAAGGAUGGCGCAAACUCAUUACGAACCUUGAUCGCGCAACAAGUGGCGCUCAUGGACAAGCUUGAUGCUGACUUGAGUCAACUGCGGAAGAUCUUCAACGAACGUAUCCUCUAUUUCCGUCAACUGCAGGAAAUUUCUGAUACAGUCACAGAAGUCCUGUGGGAGGGUACCGUUGUAUUGGCUAUGGAGGAAUGCGCAGCUGAGCGAAUGGAAUUGGAAGGCAAAAUCAACACAUCCCGCGCGCGUCAGCGGUACCUGAACCAUCUAGCAAAAAACAAAGAAGAGGGCAUCACUGAUGAGGAUGACGAGGCUUGCAUUCUUUGUAGAUGCGACUUUAAGCGAGGAUUUAUUACUCAAUGCGCGCAUGUUUUCUGUGAAGGAUGUAUAAAGGCUUGGGUCAAUCGCAAAAAUGGAAGAGCUUGCCCGGUUUGCCGCGUCAUUAUCAAUGUCGAUCAAUUGCAACGCUUCACAGUCAAAGUAGACAAGCCUGCCCCUGCUAAACUCGUCAUGGCGAACAAAGAGCCCGCUCCGGUGUCUCGAAGAGAAAUCCAAUACAACAUGAUAAACCAUACAAUCUUUCAGGAGAUACAGACUAUGGAAUCAAAUGGAAGUUACGGCAGCAAAAUACAGGCCCUGGUCAGACAUUUAUUGUAUAUCCAGUUCACCGACCCGGGUGCAAAGAGCAUUGUAUUCUCGGCGUGGGCCGAUUCAUUACAGAUCAUAGAACAUGCCCUUAAUUGCAAUGGCCAGGGUAUCCCAUACUUAAGACUCGACUGCGCAAAGGGCAGAGGCAAAGACAGCGGUGCUAAAAAAUUCCGCACAGAUCCUGCCCUACAAGUAUUAUUACUACACGGGGAGAAAGACAAUGCUGGCUUGAAUGUGACUUGUGCCUCCCGUGUGUUCCUCGUCGAAAGCGUAGUCAACCAUGGUUUCGAAGUUCAAGCUAUUGCACGAAUCGAUCGUAUGGGACAGACUCAGCCGACGGAAGUCUUCUGCUAUUACGCCGAGGACACCGUGGAGAAGAAUAUUCUCGACCUAGCGGCUCGGCAAGGCCUCUCACUCUACACCAAGGACAAUUCCGCCGGAACACUCAACUUAACACCCUUCGCCAUGGAUGCCGGAAAGAAGACCGUCGAAUCUUCAGGGAAGAAGAACCAGGCACAAAAAGGCGACUUUAUCUUCAAAGUCAACGACAUGCUGGCCAUCUUGUUUCCUCAUAUGUUCGAGGAGAUCCAGUACCUUCUUCCCCCAGAAGAACCCAGUGAUGAGAUCGCCAUGGAAGUAGAACCAACCGGGCGGCGCGAACAGCUAAACGCAGAAGCCGGACCUUCGAAACUCCCAUUUUGAGCCUCCCAGCUUGCGCAUGUAAUGGGAUAAUUACAUAAAUUCAUAAAAUUCACAAUAGUAUUGAAACAUGAUGCUUGCUACUGGAGCUAAACAUAGAUUAUGGGAUGGGAUGUGACCGAGACAUGCAAUGCUAUGAUGAGG
Suillus plorans is the source of this 5328-nucleotide messenger RNA. RefSeq names its product SNF2 family N-terminal domain-containing protein. Gene Ontology annotation, biological process: DNA damage response; protein polyubiquitination. The transcript is spliced from 23 exons. Bases 1 to 5187 code for a protein of 1728 amino acids. The record is from RefSeq and is a predicted model, not a curated record. NCBI's taxonomy places the organism in Eukaryota, Fungi, Basidiomycota, Agaricomycetes, Boletales, Suillaceae. Gene Ontology annotation, cellular component: nucleus. Gene Ontology annotation, molecular function: ATP-dependent chromatin remodeler activity; ATP binding; metal ion binding.